CUGAUCUCCUUCCUGCUUCGUCACAGCUGCUAGCGCUGCUCAAGUCGCGCCUUCCCUGCUAGUUAGCUAGCUAGCCAGCUAGAUUUUUCCACUGACCCAGAGACUGGAUCAUCAUAUAUAUUGCAGUAACAUUUGUAGAGACAACUCAGUGAGCCUUUGCAGUCUGAAAAAGCACUAGAACCGCCGGGACAUGGCCAGACAAGAGCAAGUCCUCCUGCUGGAUCCGCCACAUGAGCUGAAAUUCCGGGGUCCUUUCACAGAUGUGGUGACCACCACGCUGAAGCUUGCCAACCCCACAGAUAGGAACGUGUGUUUCAAAGUGAAGACUACAGCGCCGCGACGGUACUGUGUCAGGCCAAACAGCGGCGUGAUCGACGCGGGAACCUCUAUCAAUGUGUCCGUGAUGCUGCAGCCGUUUGACUACGACCCCAACGAGAAGAGCAAACACAAGUUCAUGGUGCAGUCCAUGCUGGCGCCAAACGACAUGACGGACAUGGAGGCCGUGUGGAAGGAGGUGAAGCCGGAGGAGCUGAUGGACACCAAGCUGAGGUGUGUCUUUGAGAUGCCCUCGGAGAACGAGAAAACGCACGACAUUGAAACCAACAAAGUCCAUGCCGCCAGCGUGCUGAAGUCCGAGUCGGCGUCGCUGAAGUCGGCCAGCUCGUCGCUGGACGACUCGGAGGUGAAGAAGAUCAUGGAGGAGUUCAAGCGCCUGCAGACAGAGGUGCAGCGACUGCGAGAGGAGAACAAGCAGAUGAGGGAAGAUGACGGACUCCGCAUGAGGAAGAGUGCCCUAAUGUCCUCACAGCCCGCCUCCUCCUCUUCCUCAGUCUCUGUGAUGAGGGAUGAAGGUCCCGGCACUAGGAUCCUGGCGCUGUCUGUGCUGUUCUUCGUAAUCGGCGUGAUCAUCGGGAAGCUGCUCUUGUAAGAGACGGACGACGACAGCAUGUUUUUCGCGGAUGAAACGGGAGAGAGGGAAAAGGAAUGCUUCUGGAGAUUUGAUCAGAAUGCCGUAUCGUAUGGAUCCAAUCUGAAUAGCGAAAUUGUGUAAAACUAAUAAAAAAAGAAGGUAGUCCAUUAUGUAACAAAAAAAA
Messenger RNA from Megalops cyprinoides (Indo-Pacific tarpon), 1094 nucleotides. RefSeq names its product vesicle-associated membrane protein-associated protein B-like. NCBI's taxonomy places the organism in Eukaryota, Metazoa, Chordata, Actinopteri, Elopiformes, Megalopidae. Gene Ontology annotation, biological process: endoplasmic reticulum membrane organization. The transcript has 6 exons. Gene Ontology annotation, cellular component: plasma membrane; endoplasmic reticulum membrane. The coding region runs from base 191 to 928 and encodes 245 amino acids. The record is from RefSeq and is a predicted model, not a curated record. Gene Ontology annotation, molecular function: FFAT motif binding.